Microbotryum saponariae is the source of this 3044-nucleotide messenger RNA. NCBI's taxonomy places the organism in Eukaryota, Fungi, Basidiomycota, Microbotryomycetes, Microbotryales, Microbotryaceae. The record is from the annotation of a GenBank genome assembly.
AUGGUGUCCAUCAAAUCCGCCGGCUACGCACUCUCCACCGCAAACGCAGCCUCGACCACCUCUUUUGCCGAAUCAACUGGUUCCACUGCUCAUACUACGGGCAUGACGAGCAGUCUCGUCGAUAGUCCGGUAGAGGAUUCUUCGCAUCCUCACCCGCGUUCCGCCGCGUCGAUUCAGCACGAGGAGAACAUUCCUUUGUUGGGCAAUUCCAGGACGUUGCAAGAGAUUGGUGAGCAGCCACUCAUCGCGCAUUAGCCUGGGCAUGGCAUUGAGCUCAUCUCUCCGCUUCUUACAACGUCGCUGCUGCGGAACCGCCGUCCCCCACUUGGAACCCCGGCGACUGCACUGCCUUCAGCCGAAGAGCCCGUGUUCCCGCUCGUGCAUCGGGUCGCAUCAGAGAUUGUGGACGUGAUAGUGAGUAAUCGUUCCCAAAGCUCUAGUGUAUUCCCUCAACCCAACUCGGUCCAUCUUCCAAACAGGACACGGUGCUCAGCUACGACCAACUCAAAAGCCCGACCAUCAACUUCUCCCUCGUGCGACCCCUGACCCUCAAACUCUCCCGAGGGGAUCGACCCCCCUCACCCCUAAUCUACGCCCUCCUCGUUUGCCGCGUCCACUUCCUCGCCGUCGCCUCGGACGAUCUCGCCUUCUUGGCUCUCAACACGACCCGCGCAGAUCUCUGCGAAUUGCUCGCCGUCAAGAUGUUGUCCGUCUAUGGCAACCAACCGACCUCGUACGACCUCUUACACGUCCUCACCGCCUCCUUCAACCCUUACCAAGGCGCAACGCAAGGCAUGUUCGAGCAGAGCGAAGGCGUCGACGAAGACGAACUCAAGAGGCUCUACGAAUGGGGUCAGAGGCAGAGGGAGAACGCGCUCGAGUUGGGCAUCUUUUCAGAGGCCAAGCGGUUCGUGAGGAGUCCGUUGGUGCAACAGGUCGUGAGGGCCAUUUACAAGGGCGAGGUGCUUUACGCCCCACCGGCUUCGAGGUCCAUCAUCAAGGAUGACUACAAGGCCAAACCCGUCGUCACCAUCUACGACUGGCGCACGCAGCCGUAAGUACGGGUCUGAAAACUUUCAGACGAGAGGUCAACACUCAGCUGGUCCCUCAUCCCCGGCUUUCAGGUUCCUCGACCAUGCGCUGCUCCGAGUCCCUCAAAUUCGCAACCGCCUCGAAUUCUUCUCUUUUGGAUGCCUCAUGAUUCUCUUCCUCGUCACGCUCCUCACCCAUUCGGACACACACAUCAAACCCGUCGAAGCGCUCUUCAUCUUCUUCGCCCUCGGAUUCGCCCUCGACGAAUUCGCCUCCGUGACCGAAAACGGUCUAACGACGUAUUCCCUUGGCGCCUACAACGUCAUGGACGCCGUCUUUUGCGCCAUCUUCUUCCUCUUCCUCGGCAUGCGUCUUCAUGGUCUUUGGAUCGGCGAUGAAGCGAGGUCCGAAUUCGCUUUCGCGACUUUAUCCCUGGGAGGAUGUAUCCUCUUCCCUAGGUUGACGAUCUCUUUGUUGAGGGACAAUGUCGUCCUCUUGGCUUUGUCGGCUAUGGUGCAACAAUUCUUGCAGUUCAUGAUCCUCGUCGCUUUUACGGCGAGUGGAUUCGUCGCGACGUUCUACGUCUUGGCCAAGGCGAGAGGGGCGGAGCAGUGGGACGUUGGACAUAUCUCGUGGUUGUUGCUCAAAAUUUGGUUGGGUACGUUCCUGCCACUUCCAAGAUGACCGCGCACGCCUACCCAGAUCGAUCUUCAGCUGACUCUUUGUGAAACCCCUUUCCGCAUGACGUUGACGUAGGCAACUCCUUCCUCGGCUUCGAAGCGGCCCAACAAUUCGACCCGUACUAUGGUCCCGCUCUCGUCGUCGCCUUCGCCGUCCUUUCCCAAACCCUCCUCUUGACCAUCCUCAUCUCCCUCCUCUCCAACACCUUCGCCGCCGUGCAAGGCAACGCCGAAACCGAACUCUUGAACCAAAUGGCCCUGCGUACGAUCGAACGGGUCAAAUCGGACGCGUUGACGUCGUACGUCGCGCCGUUGAAUCUGGUCGCAUUUGUGAUUCUGUACCCUUCGAGGAAAAUCGCGACGCCGAGGUAUUUACAUAAGGGUCACGUCGCGUUGACCAAGGUGUUGAAUUUGCCUGUUUUACUGUACGUCGCAUGAGCGCGUUCGGAAAGGACUCCGUUCGAUUGUCUUGGGCUUUAUUGAUCUCAUCUCCCCAACCCCCCCUGUUCUUCUUCUGAUUCACCUUUCCUCACAGAGCUCUCGCCAUCCUCACCCGAGCCCGACACCACCAACGAGGUUUCUUCUUUUCCUUCGCUUCGACGUCCAAGAGAGUCUGGCGAGCUUUACCUUUGAGUGGGUCUUGGGUAGGAUGGGAAUCGACUGUUGAUGGGGUCGGUAAUAUCUUUGAGAGGGAGGUCACAUCGUUGGCUUUGAGGGUUGAGUCGAUCGAUAAAGGGGAUGAAGAAGGGGAGCAUGGGGAAGGGGAAGGAGAAGGGAGAGGAAGGGGAGCGAUGACGACGACCCCUCCGACCACGACCACUGACGAAGGCAAGACGACGCCCACAUCUACUCCGAAACAGCCCACGAACGGACAGGCGCGUCGUUCGGAAAGCCCUCGGUCACGACAAGUCGGACCGUCGAAGAGGAAUUCGAGGAUCGGGAGCUUGCAAUCCCCUUUGGCGAGGAUGUUUGACGUCACGCAGGGUCAGACCGCGGGGACGAAAUCUGGUUCCAAGAAGGACGAGGAGAGGAAAGGGGACGCGGGGAAGAGCGUUGUCGGUGGUGGAGGUGGGGUGAAGGAGGACGGAGAAAUUACGAAGCGCUUGGAUGCGAUCGAAGCUGCUGUGAGUUGCUUGAGAAUAGAAAAUAUAGUGCAAGGGAAUUGGGACUUAAGACUGAUGUCCUUUCCUUCUCUUGACCGACUCGAACGCUCAGCUGGCAAUCCUCGUUGGUGAACUAGUCAAGAAUUCAGAAGGGAGCGAUGAGGUGAAACGACCACCUUUGACGAGCUUGACUGGUGCGGUCGAGCAGGACUAUAGUUCCAAAGAUUGA